Molecule: messenger RNA, 6852 nt
Organism: Mycena indigotica
Lineage: Eukaryota; Fungi; Basidiomycota; Agaricomycetes; Agaricales; Mycenaceae
Exons: 21
Coding region: 1-6852 (2283 amino acids)
Molecular function (GO): RNA binding; protein binding
Source: RefSeq, a predicted model, not a curated record
AUGCUGGCUCUUGCUAUUGCUGGUCAAGUGCACGACCUCCAGCCAGAUAUUAGCGCUGAACUGCUGAAUGACAUCUCGAAGCUGUGCCAGAAGCUCGAAGCAGUUCAUUCCACGCUCAAGAAUAUCUUUAAACGCGACUCUCUUGCCUGGUUCGUAACCCAAUCUCAAGACCAAGUCAGACUACAGCGACUACAAAGAGACAUCAAGCACGCCAUUGACGUGUUUUCUUUCCAGUCAGCGGUUCGUCUACGAGAACGUCUCGUUGCUUCGGAGACUCUAAGUGCUGUACGACACGGUCGAAUUCUAGACGAAAUUCACGACGUUCGUCGUCUCGUCAUGAAUGAGAUCAAAACGAAACAGGCUAUGCUACCUCCAGUCAUGCUGUCUGGUCCAAACCUUCCUCGCGCGCCACUUCAUUUCUUUGGGCGUCAAGAUGUUAUUCAGAGCAUUGUGAAGAUGGUCCUUGACCCAAACUCUCCGGCUCGGGUAGCGAUUCUCGGCGCUGCAGGUAUCGGCAAGACGAGUGUCGCCUCGAUGGUGUUGUUGGAUUCACAAGUUGCUCAGCUCUUCGGCCACAGACGAUUCUUUGUGCCAUGCGAUGCAGCGAAGAAUAAGGACGACCUAUUGACGGCUAUCGCGAGCUGUUUGGGCUUGCAAGACACCAAGCUCCAGAAGAAGAUCCUGGAAGUGCUUGGGGACACUGAUCAUCGGUCUUUGAUUGUGCUGGACAAUUUCGAGUCGCCCUGGGAGAAUGCUGAGGCGGUUCGAAAGGAGGUAGAGAGCCUUUUGGUCUCUCUCUGUUCAUUAGCUACUCUGACAGUUAUAAUCACGGUGCGGGGUUCCGAACGACCAAUGGGGGUGAAAUGGUCGAGGCCGCCUAUUGCUCAACUCGGUCCACUUGAUCCUGAGUCGGCCCGUAGAGCAUUUCUAGCACUUUCAGACUGCGCCGAAGAUGAUCCAAGCAUAGACAACUUAAUUGCCGCCGUUGACUCUGUUCCACUUGCAAUUUCGCUCAUGGCAAACUUGGCCCAGACGGAUAGUCCAGAAACACUACUACUGCGCUGGCGCGAAGAACAGAGCUCGCUAUUGAACCGUGUAUCGGACCGAACCUCAAGUCUUGACGUAUCGAUACGAAUUUCUCUGAAUGGCCAUCGUAUGAAAGCCAAUCCUGAGGCCACCAUUCUUCUCGGUUUACUGUCCCUUCUGCCCGACGGCAUUGACAACACGCAACUUACCUUGAUCUUUCCGGGGAUCCCCAAUGCGCGACGCUCAUUAUCAGUCCUUUGGCAGACAUCCUUAGCUUACAAUGAUGGCCACAAUAGAACACGAGUUCUUGCGCCAAUUCGUGCUCAUAUGACAUUGUAUUCGGAAACUCAUCUUGCCCCCCACACCUCGAUGCUGGCAUACUACAUGGGACUAUCUGAACUCUCGUCAGACCUUGGAGGACGCCAUGGGCAAAUGAUAGCACAGCGACUGACCAAGGAAAUCGGAAAUAUGCUGACCGUCAUUAGUCUUGCGCUCGAGGCUACGGACGAACAACAAUUGCGAAGUGCUGCUGCUGCUGCCAUCAGCAUCUCCAGGCUGAUUCGUUACACGCACAUGGGCAGCUAUGAUAUACUCGAGACUGCUAGGACUGUCGCCCAGAAGCUCGAAGACAGAUUACUUGAGGCUGAUAUUCUCUAUCACUUCGCGUGGACAAUGUUCACCAUCGGCGGUCGAAUGGAUUACGAGGCUCUCUGCACUGAAGCUCUCACAAUAUACGAAAGCAUAGGUAACAUCCGUGGUCGUGCCGAGUGCACAUUUUUAUCUGCGCAGUUCAGAAAAAGUACCAAGCGUCAGAAAGAGUGCAAACCGUUAUACGAAGAUGCGCUCAAACUGGCCGUCGAAUCCCAGAGCAAAUACUGUGAAGCCAAGUGCUUGUCAUGUCUGGCAGAAAUUGCUUUCUAUUCGAGUGAUGGAGAGACUGCAGAGCGUCUCAGUCGGGAGGCUUUGGCGCUCUUUCGUGAAUUGGAUCACCUGACGAACAUCGGACUAACAGCGUAUUUGUUGGGUAGGAUUUUGGUUUUCCGAGACGAUCGCGCUGCCGACGAAUGGUUUGAUGAGGCCGAAGUUGUUCUCAAACAGGCUGGCGCGUAUAGACAGGCUGGGGUCGCUCUCAUUGGCAAGGGGGACAGUGCUCUUGCGCGUUGCGACUAUUUGGGGGCUCAAGAGAUUUACACCAGAGCAUUCAAUGCAUUUCAAGAAGCGGGAACAUUGCAAUCAAUAACUGGAGCCUUCGCGCUAUUGUCACUGGGGACUGCGGCGGCCUAUUUGCACCAACAAGCAGAGGCAAAAAAGUGGAUUCAACAGGCAAGGUCGAUGAUGGUGAGGAUUGGAUGGACGUCUGCCUACGGAAUACUUCAUUGUGACUUGAUUGAUGGAGACCUUGCAUUCCAAGAGGACAAAUUGGAGGAGGCGAGAUCAUUUUACCAACGAGCUCAAAUUGCGGCUGAGAGCUCGGGUUUUGCGGAGGAAGACGCCCAGGCUCUUGUGAAGUUAGCGGCAAUUGAUGUGGCCCAGCAUCGACUGGAGACUGGAUUGCAACAUCUGGUUGUUGCUGCAGCGAAACAACGACAGACCAAAGAUGUCAAGGGUUUGAGUUUGACUUUGGUGCGGCUAGGUCAAUUUUAUGUGGCGGGUGGGCAGAGAGACAUAGCAUUUGCAUUCUUGCGUGCUGCAUAUCCACUUUGCCAGAAAGUGAGGGCAUUGCGGAAUCUCGCAGAAUGUCUUAGAGGGUUGGGUGAGUUGUGUCAAGAUUCGGAUAUGAUUGAGCAAGCGAAAUGUUGGUUCUCUCUCACCCGCCUGACAGUCGGCGGCGGAGUGAGGAAUUCGAAAGGAAGCUUGGUCACAAAUGUGACGCUGACCUGGUCUCCCUCUCGAUUCCUCCCACCUGGGCCAGCUCAGGCCUCUGUAUUUCUCCCGCAUUGUACGACGCUCGACCUAAUUGUCUUUUUUGGCAACGUCCGCACAUUCAUAAUCCCUAAUCCUUCUUCUUCUAUAAUGUCCUUAACGCCCGACAACAACGCCACAUUUAGGGCCCCAGUGUCGGGCAAGACACCUCCACCAGCUCCUUCGGCUGCGUUUGCGAAAAGGGCUCGAGAAUUGCAGGCAGAGGAAAGGCUUACUGGUGCAAGAUACCGGCCACCCGCUCUUCGAGAAUUAGAAUCAAGGGCUGCCGUGUCCAAUGAGGCGCCUUCCCCAUCCGUGACAACUCCAGCAGAUAGCGCAACUCUUGCACCGACCAAUUAUCCGCCUGGUUUCAGACGGGCAAGGGCCGGAACUCUGCCGUCAAACGUACAACUCGCAGCUCAGCGUUUUGCCGCGGCUUCCAGCAGUCUCGCUACUCUUACCGGCUCUACCGAUUCCCUUCUUGACCGACCAACAGCGACCCCGACAUCAGCUAUUACCCCCUCCCGUCCAGGCUUGCGUCAUUCAACCUCUGUUGCAUCGUCUGUCGCAACUUCCGCCGCCCGAGAGCCAAACAGUCGUCUUCGCUCCGGCUCUCUCACGCUGCCCACUGGUGGGCUUUCCAAUGCUUUUGGUCCCUCUAUCUUUUCUUCAUCCUGGCUCUCAUCGUCGAAUGGCGGAGGUUUCUCUACCCUCGAAGAUCUUCGUUCAGUGACGUCUGCCGAUUCCACCGAUGACUUUGGAGACGUUCACACUCUCGACUAUCUUGGUUUGGAUGAUCACCGUCCCCCACCUGCUGCUACUAUAUCCGAGCUGCGUAACCAAGCUCAGGCAGCGAUUGCAGUUCAUCUCGCUGGAAACCCUUCACGGAUGCGAGCCACCACCGUCUCCAAUCCGUAUCGGAACCGGUCGUCUGCUGCUCCAGGUUCUCACUUGGCAACCCCUUCUGGUGAAGAAGAAGACGAAUACUUUGAUUAUGAUGACAGCAACUACGGCCGCCAACGUCUUGCAACCUACGACUCCUCCAACCAAGAGCCGGGUUAUGGAACUUCAUCCCUCAUCGCCCAAGCUUUCAGACCGUCGGAACAUUUAGCCCCGACCAGACCCCGAGCCAUCUCGGUUGGGAAUCUGGACGACCCUAUGCGUUCAUUGCAGCGUCGUCCGAAUGUGCUUGAAGCUCAUGGUUAUAUCAAUGAGCUUACUCAACAGAGCUCUGGCCUAACUGUGAACACUAGCAACUCGCCUGCCAGCAUUUUGAAGUCUACAAAACUUGCCACUCCGAGUGCGCCUUCCCCGACGGUUCAUUUCCCUAACGGAGAGCUCGCCACACGUGUGUCCAACUAUUUGACUGCUCCUGGCACCCAAAAUCGUUCUACAUCUCCAAAGGCUGAGGCACCAACGUCUCAAGUCCAGACACCAACCCGUUCUCUGUGGAUUGGAAAUCUUGAUGGAGUUGUCACCAGCGAGCAGCUAAUUCAUGUCUUUGCCCCCUAUGGUGCCAUUGAAAGUCUGCGGCUGUUACCCGAAAAGGAGUGCGGAUUUGUGAACUUUGUGGAUAUCGCAGACGCUAUCCGCGCUAAAGACGAUGUUCUCAACAGACUUGGCGGUAACAUCGGAAUGCCUAACGGGCAGACUGUACGAAUUGGUUUCGGCAAAGCGGACAGUGCACCAGUGGCUCCAGCAAAAGGCAAUCAGACUAGCCCUGCCCCCGCGUCUCCCGGUACUGCCAAGUCCAACAAUGCCAACUCCGGUCUAGGGGGUAUGGAGUUACAGUCCUCGCCUACGCGUGCCCUCUGGAUUGGAUCCAUCCCCUCCACAACGACCCCGGCCACCAUUCUCAGUGUCUUCAGUCCUUAUGGCCCUAUCGAAUCCGCCAGAGUUUUGACUCACAAGAACUGCGGUUUCAUCAACUUUGAGCGACUCGAUGACGCUGUUCGAGCUCGCAAGGCACUCAAUGGCCGUGAUGUUCUCGGAAGCGAUGUAGGCGCAAUCCGUAUUGGUUUUGCCAAAGUUCCAGUCAAGAACUUCAACGAAGGAGGUUCUGGAGCUGAAGACAGUCCAAGCGUUACAGUCCAGGGUGUCGGCGAUCUCAGUGUCGGGGCGACGAUUCACGCGCUCAGAACCGUCAAAGGGGCCUCCACGAUUCCCGCUGAUCAACAGGUGCUUGGAGGAGCUGUUGAAAACUAUCGCUCGAAUCUUCUCCUCAGCAUGAUCGCAGCUGGCAACCACACUACGACCCUUGUCAACGAUGGAGCUUCCAAACCUCCUGGUUGGACUGCUUCGGUCACUGAACAGCAGAUGGUGAUGCAACAGCUCAGUGCUGGUAGUUUGGAUGCCGAGGCUGACGUCCAGGCUUUAGCUGAAUUCCGUCCGCCGACAAUGUAUUAUACGACCAUUCCGUUGGUUUCCGAGAGACCUCACAACAGGCGUUGGGAUGCCUCCAAGUUGCGUGAGCUGCGCAAGCGACUUGACUCUGGUACUAUGACCGUGGAGGAGAUCGACCAAGUUGCGACCGAUUUCCUGGAGGGUGAAAUUGUUGAUCUAGCUUCUGAUUGGCUGGGAAAUACGGUCGUCCAAAAACUGUUUGAAAGAUGCUCUCAGAUUCCUCGAUUUGCUAUGCUAGAAAGGAUUGCCCCAAACCUCGCGAUGAUCGGCAUCCACAAAAACGGAACCUGGGCAGCGCAGAAAAUCAUCGAAUGUGUUCAAAACCCGGAGGAAGUCGCUCUCGUUGCUCAAAAUCUGCGUGCUUACACACCACCACUCCUUCUUGACCAGUUUGGCAAUUAUGUAGUCCAGUGCUGUCUGCGGUUUGGUUCGCCAGCGAACGACUUCAUUUUUGAUGCAAUUGUGGACCGAAUGUGGGAAGUUGCUCAAGGACGAUUUGGAGCACGUAGUAUGAGGGCUUGCCUCGAGAGUCCUCACAUUACCAUGAGUCAGCAACGUCGAGUUGCGACUGCCAUCAUACUGAACUCAAUUCCACUUGCAACGAAUCCCAAUGGCGCCCUCCUACUUACUUGGCUGCUCGACACAUCGGGUUUCCCUUCGCGAUACAAUCUCCUAGCGCCUCGGUUUACUCCGCAUCUCUCUCACCUUUGCACCCACAAGUUGGCUUCCCUCACUGUUCUGAGGAUCGUCAACCAGAAGAUAGAGCCUUCAGCUUCGACUGAACUUGUUGAAGCCCUGUUCUCUUCCCCUGGCGAUCACGUUUUAGCCGAUGUUUUGGGAGAUCAAGUCAACGGUGUCGCCGUUGUUCACAAAAUCCUCACCAGCCCCUUCAUCGACCCGGUGAUGAAGAACAAAUACGUCGAGGCGACGAAACGCGUGCUGAUAGAAUUGAAGGUCAUCGCCACCCAAGCAUAUCGCCGGUUGAUCGAAGAAGUUGGGUUGCCAGUUCCAAAUUUCCAGCCAACAUAUUCCAACAUUCCAGGGGGCGGAAAGGCAAAGACAUCGUCUGGAAAUGGUUUCGGGGUUCCGGGUUUACCAUCAGGUUAUCCUUCCAAUGACCAAGGACUCGCUUCCAUGAUGGCGGCUCUCCAAAUGGGUGGCCAAAACUCACAAGCUGGCCCGGCCCAGCUGCAAAUUGACCCGACCUACGGAAGUCCGACUACCGCUCGUCGCACGCCAACUUCUGGGCCCUCUUUUUCUCCCAGUGUUGAUCCAUAUAGCCCAUUUGGUAUGCGACCUGGUGAAGCAAAUAACGGCUCUCGUCGUGGAGGACCAUUAGCACCAAAUGGAGCGAUUUCUAGUCCGGUUCAAUAUGCAGCUCCCUCACCCCCAGCAGCCAUGAUGAACAUGACUCAACCAACCUAUCCUGGCAUGGCACCUCCUCCUCCCCCUCAUGUCUAUCAGACCUACAUGUACCAAGCCUACCAGCAACCUCAAAACAUGGGAGCAUACCAUUCCUAA